CCCUCAGAUUUCCUAACCUAACAGUCGCUAAAUGAACUGAUGAAAGCGUUUGUGUAAGAGUCGCCUCCUGCACCGCUGCUUCUUCAGUUUUUCAGUUAGUGAGGAACACAGCUCAGAAAACGUCUACAUUCAGCUCAGCAGGAAGAGUUCAGAAGUUUAGAAAUGAUGAAGAGACACUUAGAGGAAAAGCAGGUAAACUCGGCCCCCCAUGAGGAGAAGAAUGGAACGUUUCAGGACAAAUCCAGACAGAGCAACAGCAGAUGGAACAACAUCCACCUGCUCCUGGUGUGUAUUGUGUUACCCGGGUUGCUCAUGUUUCUCCUGGACUGGUGUCGCCCCUCCUCUGACCCCUCCAUCAUCACUCUUCCAGCUCUCUGGGACUGGAGCUCUGCAGCGAUAGUGCUGUUAUUUACCCUCCUGCAGGCGGCGCUGUAUCACCUACCUGUAGGACAGGUGGCAGAAGGAAAAAUGGGAAACGACGGAAAAUGUUUGAAAUACAAACUGAACGGGAUGUAUGCGUUUCUGGUGUGUGUGUCGGUGUCGGUGUGUGUGUGGCAGUGUGGUGUGUUUAGGUGGAGCAGUGUGAUGAGCAGAGUGAUUCCACUGAUCAGCGCCGGAUCUGUUCUCUCAUUCAUCAUCAGUGUGGCUUUAUACACACUCUCACACACACCUACAGACAGUAUAGUGGAGGGUUUUGCGUUGGGUCGGGACUCAGACCCUUGUGUAGGAAUGAUUGAUCUGAAGCACUUCAUGAUGUUGCGGAUCGGCUUCAUUGGCUGGGCGAUGAUGGACGUUUGUUACCUCCUGACGGCCUUAGAGAGGGACGGUUCUGUCCCCCCGUCUCUCGCCCUCGUCUUCAUAUUCCAGCUCGUUUACAUCCUGGACCUGCUCAUUGACGAGGACUCAAUUUUGAGCACUAAGGAGUUCACGGAGGAGUCGAUCGGGUUCCUGAUGGUGAUGGGUGAGUACAUCUGGAUCCCGUUCUUCUCCAGCCUCCCUCUGUACUUCCUGCUCCACCGCCCCUGUGAUACGGACCUGCUGAGCAGCUUACCCAUAAUCCUGCUGUUCGCUGCAGGUUUCCUGAUUUAUUAUCGUUCCAACGAUCAGAAGAGCGGCUUCCGCAAUAACCCCCGCGCCCCCGCCUUCACCCAUCUAGAGACCAUCAGGAGUCCAUCAGGCCAGAACCUGCUAGUAUCCGGAUGGUUCGGGUGGGUCAGACACCCCAAUUACCUGGGUGACAUAGUGAUGAUGUUCGCCUGGGCGCUGCCAUGUGGGUUCAGCAGUGUGUUACCGUAUCUACCUGCACUGCAGUGUGUGAAGCUGCUGAGGGAGCGAGCCGAGGAGAUCGAGGAAUCAUGUGAGCAGAGACAUGGAGCAGCGUGGAGAGAGUACUGCAGGAGAGUCCCGUAUAAACUACUGCCCUACAUCUACUGAUCUUCAUCAUCUUCAUCAUCAUCUGAUCUUCAUUAUUAAACUUCAGUAGUGUUAAAAUAAGAAGAACGUUUUUAUAUGUCUUUAACGUCUAGCGUCCCUCUAAUAAACUCCUUUCUGAUCCUGUCCACCCUCUCAGGAGGAAAUAAUGAAAUAAAGGAAGCAUGAUGAACAACAGUGAUAUAAUAACGUAGUUUUAUUUAUACAGCGCUACCUUAAAUCUGGACGCCAGUCGGUUCUGGGA
Trichomycterus rosablanca is the source of this 1675-nucleotide messenger RNA. RefSeq names its product delta(14)-sterol reductase LBR. Gene Ontology annotation, cellular component: nuclear inner membrane; endoplasmic reticulum membrane. Gene Ontology annotation, molecular function: Delta14-sterol reductase activity. Bases 163 to 1434 code for a protein of 423 amino acids. The transcript has 12 exons. Lineage: Eukaryota; Metazoa; Chordata; Actinopteri; Siluriformes; Trichomycteridae. The record is from RefSeq and is a predicted model, not a curated record. Gene Ontology annotation, biological process: cholesterol biosynthetic process.